GCAGUGGAUAGGUAGUUUGUCAAUUAACGUGAGUGACGAAAUUUGUUACAACGUUGAAAGUUGUUUGCGAGUGAUUGCGAUGGGUUCAAGCGCGCGAAAGAAGAAAGAGAAGAAGAAGGAUUUUCAGGUAAAUCUGCGCAUCCUCGGCGUUUAGUUUCUCCGCAUCCGCUAACUCGAGAUACUCAGAAAACCAAGCUCAAGGUGGGCAAGGCAAAGCAGAAGGCAGACAACGUCACGGAUACGAGUUUCAGGAGUAAAUGUAUGUAUUCAGAACAAACUGAGUUGCUUUCGAUACUCUACAGUGUCUUCCUCGUCUGGAGGGUCUCGAUCUAUCUCACAUCUUCUCUUCCGCCAACCAGAUAUCUAUUUUUUCAUAUGAGCCAAACGCUGACAUUUCUACCUAGCAAUCACCGUCAAUCAACAGUCUCUUACAACCACCGCUCCGUCAUCAUUCUCCCAAUUCUCUCACUACGUUUCGCUGGCAUCGUCGUCAAAAUCAGACACCCAGAGAAAAGAUGCUCUCUCCUACCUCACCACCCAGCUAUCAUCACAGCCUGUGAAUGCCUCGAUGCCAUUACCAACUGCCAUUCUUCUCCCCAAGCUGAUUCCUCUAAUCUUGGACGGAUCUCCAGCCGUUCGGUCUCAACUCUUGAAAUUUCUCCGCCUUCUACCACCCGCUGAAGUCGGCGAUCGAGCCGAGCAGUCUUUACUCUACACCAGAGCCGGCAUGACCCAUCUUUCCGCGCCCAUUCGAGUCGACGCUCUUGCUCUUCUGGAAUGGCUAUUGGAAGUAGCCCAAGAAGACAUUGUGACGUGUCCAGGUGGGUGGGUGAAAACGCUCAAAAGUUUCAUGUCCAUGAUGGGAUGGGCAUCAAGUAGUGGGUCCACGAAAUGGACAUCUGCUAGCCGAGCAUCAUUUGGUAAGGCCGGCAAAGCUUUUCCAAGACAGAUCAUUAUGCUUGCGAAAUUCCUACAAGCCGGGUUAGUUGAAGAAAGCUCCGAGUCGCUUACGAGUACAAGCAAUGGUUUGUUUCCACUAUGCGAUGUGGAGGUGCAUAUGAUUCCCGCCAGGUCAAACGCAUUCGCACACCUGAAUCUAUUUGGUUCCUCCAGGGAUGAGGAGGGAGAGAUGUACAUUGAUAGGGAAGAACGACAAAGAGUCUUUGCGACUAAGUUUCAACCAGCGGUGAUGGAGGGUCUUGAAAACGUCAAGAAGGAAGCGGGAGAGGCUGGAAGAGCAGCUGCAAUUUUGAGCAAGGCUCUUCGUGAAGGAAUGGUGGACUACAGUGGCAUUGAUGAUACCCAAUAAAUGGUUUUGGUACAGGCGUUUUUGCUUAGGCGUUGUGGUGGACUCUGGGUACUCGAGAAACAAAAGUUGUG
Hymenoscyphus albidus is the source of this 1380-nucleotide messenger RNA. The record is from the annotation of a GenBank genome assembly. NCBI's taxonomy places the organism in Eukaryota, Fungi, Ascomycota, Leotiomycetes, Helotiales, Helotiaceae.